GUCUCUGAAGCAUCAGUUGGCAACAUUACCUGGUUGCAAGAAGGCUCUCAAGAGAACAUACCAGCAAAGAGAUCUGCCAAAACAAACUUUGGAUAUCUUGAUCUCUUCAUUAUCUGAUUAGAACUUUGACGAUAGAUGCAGCUUUCUUAGUAUUUAGAAAGGUUACAACGUAUAUGAUUACCGGGAUUUCGUACUAUUGUGCAAUGGGAUGCAAUUGCAAGAGUGUUUAGAGUUGAGAUUUGUAUACAAGCUUUGCACACCGAAUAUAAUUCUGAUGUGACAAAAUGUCUCUGCUAAAUUCUUUGCCGAAAACCCUUAACGGGCUUUCUAAAACUAUUUCUCGUAGUGUUCCUGCUUUAUUUUACCAUCCAAAUGUAAUAGAUCAUUACGAAAAUCCUAGAAAUGUAGGUUCAUUGGACAAAAAUGAUACACGAGUAGGCACAGGUCUUGUAGGUGCUCCAGCAUGUGGUGAUGUUAUGAAACUGCAAAUCAAAGUAGAUAAAGAUGGAAAAAUUAUUGAUGCUAAAUUCAAGACCUUUGGAUGUGGUUCAGCUAUCGCUUCUAGUUCUCUAGCUACUGAAUGGGUGAAAGGAAAAACAGUCGAUGAAGCUUUGAAAUUAAAGAAUACAGAUAUUGCGAAGGAACUUUGUUUACCACCAGUCAAGCUACACUGUUCGAUGCUUGCAGAAGAUGCGAUUAAGGCUGCUUUAUCAGAUUACCGUAUCAAGCAACAAAGUAAGGCAAAUUCCGCUGAAGAUAGCAAUAGCGCAGAGGUAAAAGCUUAAAUGAAUCUCUUUCCAAAAUUAUAGUAUAAAAAAA
This is a messenger RNA of Polistes dominula (European paper wasp), 819 nucleotides long. RefSeq names its product Iron-sulfur cluster assembly enzyme (gene IscU). Gene Ontology annotation, molecular function: iron ion binding; iron-sulfur cluster binding. The record is from RefSeq and is a predicted model, not a curated record. Gene Ontology annotation, biological process: iron-sulfur cluster assembly. Lineage: Eukaryota; Metazoa; Arthropoda; Insecta; Hymenoptera; Vespidae.